AUGCGGGCAGCGGCCCAUGCGGCUCACUCCUUGGCCCAGCCGCGGGGGUGGUUCGCUGCAUCGCCGCCAUGCAGCAUCGCGUUGCGCAGCAGCGCUUGCCGGCGCGGCGGCAAGGCAGCGACAGCACUGGGGGAUGGCAGCAGCGGACCCGGUUCAGUAGACGGCAGAGGUGGAGAUGCUGGGGGCAGCAACACGCCAGGUGGAAAUCUGGCGAGCGCUGCUACUCAGUUCAAGCCGCCGCUGGCGCCACCCACGGCGACGCUCGGGAAGCCGCGCCGCAUCCCUCAUGCCGCAGGGGAGGGUGCCGGCGCGGUCGCGGCUGCAGCGGCUGAGGAGGUGCCAGCGGGGGCGGUACAGGCGGAGUCUGCCGUCCCGUGGGGAGGCGUGGUGGCUCUAGCAGCAACUGCGGCCAUGAUAUGCAGCAUCGACCGCGCGGCAAUGUCAGUUGCAAUCCUGCCCAUGGCGCAGCAGUUCGACUGGUCUGACACCAUAAAGGGCGAGAUCAACGGUCUUUUCUUUAUGGGCUACACCAUCACCAACCUGGUCGGCGGCUACCUGUCCGCCACUGUUGGCGCCAAGCGCACCCUGGGCACUGGCGUGGUGGUCUGGAGUUUCUUCACAAUGCUCACGCCUGCCGCUGCGGCGACGCGCGCUAUGCCGCUGUUGCUGGGAACGCGCUUCCUAAUGGGGUGUGGGGAAGGCACGGCCUACCCCUGCGUCCAGAGCGUUGUGAAGGGGUGGGUGCCCCCCGGCAGCCGCAGCCGCGCGCUGACAAUGGUCUACGGUGGCGGUCAGAUUGGCACCAUCCUGGCCCUCCUGACGGCGCCGCUGAUCAUCGAACGGCUGGGCUGGCCCGCCGUGUUCCUGGUGUAUGGCUCCUUGGGGAUGGUCUGGAUGGUGUUCUGGCAGACAAUGGUGGGCGAGGUUCCUCCGCUCUUCAAGCAGCGGGAGCAAGAGCAGCAGGCGGCGGCAGACGCCUCGACCCAAGCAGCAUCACCGGAGACCGGCAGUACCGGUGGUGCUGCCAGGAGCAGCAGCGGCGGCAGCAGCAGCGGCGGCAGCAGCAGCGGCGGCAGCAGCAGCGGCGGCAGCAGCACUGGCAGCAGUGGCGGCGGCAGCAGCAGCGGCAGCGGCAGCGGCAACAGCAGCGCGUGGCUGGCCCCGUCAGACCCAAUGCCCAGCCUGUUCAAACUGCCGUGGCGUCGCUUCCUGACCAAUCGGGCAUUUAUAGGCCUGAUGUGUGCACACUCGAUGUUUGGGUCGGGGCACUACAUCAUUCUCAGCUGGCUGCCCAGCUUCUACAGCGAUGUGUUCCAUCUUGACGUUUCCAGUUCGGCCACUCUGAGCAUCUUCCCAUGGGUGGCUAGUGCAGUCGUGUCUGCCAGCAGCGGGUGGAUUGCAGACACCCUGGUCAACAACGGCACCCUCACGACUACUCAGACCCGCAAGCUGAUGCAAAGCGCCGGCAUGCUGCUGCCUGCAGCCUGCCUGCUGGUGCUGGCAGACGCGCAGGACGGCCUGGGCCUGGAAACGGCCAUCCCCCUGAUGAUCGGGUCCGUGGCGCUGGGCGGUUUCCAGUCGGCUGGUUUUGCCUCCAACCACCAGGACAUUGCCGGGGACCGGUACGCCCCCGUGCUCUUUGGCGUCACGAACGCGCUCAGCAGCCUGGUGGGCAGCGCCUCGGUCUACGCCACAGGCGUGCUGCUGGACGCAGGCAACUCGUGGUCGGCGGUGUGGACCCUGGUGGCUGGGAUGUAUGUGUUUGGCACGGCCGGCUACCUGCUGCUGGGGUCGGGGGAGCGCCAGUUUGAAUAA
Monoraphidium neglectum is the source of this 1815-nucleotide messenger RNA. RefSeq names its product Sodium-dependent phosphate transport protein 1, chloroplastic. Bases 1 to 1815 code for a protein of 604 amino acids. The record is from RefSeq and is a predicted model, not a curated record. The transcript has 4 exons. Gene Ontology annotation, biological process: transmembrane transport. NCBI's taxonomy places the organism in Eukaryota, Viridiplantae, Chlorophyta, Chlorophyceae, Sphaeropleales, Selenastraceae. Gene Ontology annotation, molecular function: transmembrane transporter activity.